Manis javanica (Malayan pangolin) is the source of this 2702-nucleotide messenger RNA. RefSeq names its product solute carrier family 38 member 6 (gene SLC38A6). The record is from RefSeq and is a predicted model, not a curated record. NCBI's taxonomy places the organism in Eukaryota, Metazoa, Chordata, Mammalia, Pholidota, Manidae. Gene Ontology annotation, biological process: amino acid transmembrane transport; L-glutamine transport. Gene Ontology annotation, cellular component: plasma membrane. Gene Ontology annotation, molecular function: L-glutamine transmembrane transporter activity.
ACUGCAGAUGAGCCUGGUAGUCGGCCAGCUGGCGGCAUGGAGGUUCCUUGUGGGAUCAUCAGUGUUGAGCCGGGCUGGUACGUCUCUGCCCAGCAGUCCGAGGAGGCGGAGGCGGGAGAGUUGAGCCCGUUGCUAGGCAACGAACUACACAGACAGGGCUCCCCGGGUGUUUCAUUUGGUUUCUCUGUGUUUAAUUUGAUGAAUGCCAUCAUGGGAAGUGGCAUCCUUGGCUUAGCUUAUGUUAUGGCUCAUACUGGUAUCCUUGGAUUUAGUUUCUUGUUGCUGGUAGUUGCUCUCCUGGCUUCUUACUCAGUGCAUAUCCUGCUUAGUAUGUGUAUUCAGACAGCUGUGACAUCUUAUGAAGAUCUUGGACUCUUUGCAUUUGGAUUGCCUGGAAAGAUGGUGGUGGCUGGUACCAUAAUAAUUCAGAAUAUUGGAGCCAUGUCAUCUUAUCUUUUAAUUAUUGAAACAGAGCUUCCUGCUGCUAUUUCAGAAUUUUUGUCUGGAGAUUAUAGUGGGUCUUGGUAUCUUAAUGGGCAAACACUACUAAUAAUCAUGUGUGUUGGCAUUGUGUUCCCUCUUACACUUCUUCCUAAAAUAGGCUUUCUUGGCUACACAAGUAGCUUAUCAUUUUUCUUUAUGGUGUUCUUUGCUGUUGUGAUAAUUAUUAAAAAAUGGUCUAUCCCUUGUCCUCUGAGGUCAAAUUACAUAGAGCAGUACUUCCAGAUUUCAAAUGCUACAGAUGAUUGUAAACCAAAGCUCUUUCAUUUCUCCAAAGAGAGUGCUUAUGCCAUACCAACCAUGGCUUUUUCAUUUCUCUGUCAUACCUCAAUAUUGCCCAUAUACUGUGAACUUCAAAGCCCCUCAAAGAAAAGAAUGCAGAAUGUAACCAAUACUGCAAUUGCUCUAAGUUUUCUCAUUUAUUUUCUAUCUGCGCUCUUUGGGUACCUCACUUUUUAUGACAAAGUGGCGUCAGAAUUACUGCAAGAUUAUAGUAAAUACUUGCCACAUGAUGUUGUUGUCAUGACUGUGAAGUUAUGCAUACUAUUUGCUCUGCUUUUGACAGUGCCUCUAAUCCACUUUCCUGCAAGGAAAGCUUUAAUGAUGAUGUUUUUCUCCAAUUUUCCAUUCUCAUGGAUCCACCAUUCCUUAAUCACUCUAGCACUCAAUAUUAUCAUUGUUUUACUUGCAAUGUAUGUUCCUGACAUAAGGAAUGUAUUUGGUAUAGUUGGUGCCAGUACAUCAACAUGUUUGAUUUUUGUAUUCCCAGGACUAUUUUAUCUUAAACUUAGCAGAGAGGAUUUUCUCUCAUGGAAAAAGCUUGGGGCUUUUGUUUUGCUCAUCUUUGGAAUUUUGGUUGGGAAUUUUAGUUUAGCAUUUACCAUUUUUAAUUGGAUUAACAAAUGAAGGAAAUAUUUUCCCACUUCUUAUGAAGAAUAAUUUACCUCCACAUGCAAAAAGGAAUAAUUCUGGAAGGCACCUUGGAUAAAUCUUUAUAUGAGUUAACAUUUUGGUAAACAUUAGUAACAAAAAAAAAAUGUGGAACAGAGUGGGAAUGGAUAAGGAAAAGUAGGUUUAUAGCAGUUUUAAUAAAAAAGGAAAUAAACUCAAAUGCUCUUAAAUAUAUUAGGUCAGUCUGUGUGCUUAUUGUUUUUUCUAAUAAUUAAUAGACUAUUUUUUAGGGUAGUUUUAAUGUUUACAGAAAUAUUAAGCAGAAACUACAGGGAGUCCCCAAAUAGUCCCUCAAUCCCCAACACACCCAGUUUCUCAUGUUAUUAACAUCUUGCAUUAUAUGGUACAUUUGUUUCACUUGAUGAGCCAAUAUUCAUACAUUAUUAUUAAGUGAAGUCCAUCAUUUACAUUAGGUUCACUCUUGAUGCAAACAUUGGCAACCACUGAUCUUUUUACUUCCUCCAAUAAAAAACUGAGGCUUUCCCAGAAUGAUAUAGUUGGCAUCACAUAGUUGGCAUCACAUAGUAUCUAACUUUUCAGACUGGCUUCUUUCACUGAGCAACGUGCAAUUAAAGUUUCCUCCACAUCUUUUCAUGGUUUGAUAGCUCAUUUCCUUUUACCACUGAAUAAUAUUCCAUUGUAUGGGUGUACCAUUUGUUUUUCCAUUCACCUGUUGAAGGACCUCUUAGUGCUUCCAAAUUUUGGCAGUUAUGAAUAAGCUGCUAUAAACAUUGGUGUGGAAAUAAGUUUUCAGCUUAUUUGGUAUGGUAAGAAUAUGCUUAGUCUUGUCAGAAAUUGCCAAACUGCCUUCCAAAGUGGCUGUAUAUAUCGCAUUCCUGCCAGCAGUGACUAAGAGUUCCUGUUGUUCCACAUCCUCGUCAGCACUUGGUGUUGUAAGUGUUCUGGAUUUUUGCCAUUUGAUGGGUGUGUAAUGGUAUCUCAUUGUUGUUUGAAUUUGUGUUUCCCUAAUGCCAUAUGAUAUGGAGCAUCUUUUCAUAUGCUUAUUUGCUAUCUAUAUAUUUUCUUUGGUGAGGUUCAGAUUUUUGCUCAUUUAAAAAAUCUGGUUUUCUCAUUUAAGCAUUCUCUGUGUAUUUUAGAUACCAGUCCUUUAUCAGAUAUGUGUUUUGCAAAGAUUUUCUCCAAGUCUGUGGCUUGCCUUUUCAUUCUCUGUACAGUGUCUUUUGUAGAUCAGACUUUUUAAAAUAUUAAAUAUUUAAAUGUUUAAUAUUUAAAUUAAAAAAUUAAAUAUA